AACUCCCCAAAAAAUGGAAAAACCCUUCCAAGAUUUAUCCAAAAUAUUAUGACACAAUAUGCAAUACUUUUAUCCAAACGCCUUUUAUUUUGAAACUGGAGUUCUUCUCCGAAACGCCUCAGAUGUGUUUCCUCCGGUGACCAGCGGAGACGAUAACAACACAUUUUAGAGAACUUCCGCCUUUCAUUGAGCAACAACUGCAUAUGAAAAUAAGACACAAGAUUGACAUGAGAAUGAGAUGAAGUGUGACCUUCGCGGGACAAACAUCUGCACAGUGAGCGGACACAGUGUUUGUUGCGGGGCUGCAGAGGACUGUAGUUGCUGUUUUUUGCGUUGCUGAUUUUGAUUGUGUCCACAGACCCUGAGUCUGAAGGAGGCGGUGCUUCAACGUCACGUUCGAUAAAUGAAACUUAUCUUUAGUCAGCGCAGAGCAGCAGACUCUUGCGUUCCCGUCUAAAGAAAUAUUAAAAAAGAUUUUGUCGAUACUUUCUCAACAACUGACCCAUACUGAGAUGUCUGCUGUCAGCUGUCUGCUGUCUGAAGACCAGUUUCGAUGCUCCAUCUGUCUGGAUGUGUUCACUGAUCCAGUCUCCACACCAUGUGGACACAACUUCUGCAUGAACUGCAUCACCAAACACUGGAGUUCUUAUUACAAGUGCCAGUGUCCCUUGUGUAAUGAGGCUUUUACCACCAGACCUGAUUUGAGGGUCAACACCUUGUUCUCUGAGAUGGUUGUUCAGUUCAGACAGUCUGCUCAGCAGAAAGCCAGCAGCAGCAGCUCAGAGCAACAAGAGUCCAAACCAGGAGAAGUUCCCUGUGACGUCUGCACUGGAACCAAAGUGAAGGCCCUCAAGUCCUGCCUGGUGUGUCUGGCCUCCUACUGUGAGACUCACCUGGAGCCUCAUCUGACAGCUUCACGCCUGAGAAGACAUCAGCUGGUCGACCCUGUGGAGAACCUGGAAGGCAGGAUGUGUACGAAGCACGAUAAACCUCUGGAGCUGUUCUGUAAGAGCGACCAGACGUGUGUCUGCAUGCUCUGCCCCGCUUUGGACCACAAGAUGCACAAGAUUGUUCCUCUGAAAGAAGAAUAUGAAGAAAAGAACGCAGAGUUGGGGAUGAAAAAGGUGGAGUUGCAGCAGAUGAUCCAGAAGAGACAGCUGAAGAUUCAGGUGUUCAAACACUCUGUGAAGCGUAUUAAAGAGAACGCCUACAUGGAGGUCGCCGAGAGCGUUCGCGUCUUCACUUCCCUGAAGAAGUCACUUGAUAGAGGCCUGAACAAGCUCAUCAAAACGAUAGAGGAGGAGCAGAAAACCACACAGAAACAAGCCGAGGCUUUCAUCAGAGAGCUGGAGCGGGAAAUCUCCGAGCUGAAGAAGAGGAGCGCUGAGCUGGAGCAGGUCUCCCUGUCCGGAGACCACGUCCACCUCCUUCAAAGCUUCCCGUACCUGAACGCCAAUCCACCCACCGAGGACUGGACGGACGUCAGCGUCCAGCCGCCGUCCUACGAGGGGACCGUGGUGAGCGCUCUGCUCCAGCUGGAGAAGAACCUCAGCAGGGAGAUGAAGAAGCUGUUUGCUGAAGCUGAGCUGAGGAGGGUCCAGAAGUUUGCCGUGGAUGUGACCCUUGAUCCUGAAACCGCUCAUCCUGAACUCCUCCUGUCUGACGACGGGAAGCGAGUGAAACACGGAGAUGUGAAGAAGAAUCUCCCAGACAACCCAGAGAGAUUUUCUCAUUAUAAUUUUGUUUUGGCCAAGCAGAGCUUCUCCUCGGGCAGAUCCUACUUUGAGGUUCAGGUUAGAGGGAAGCCCAAGUGGAUCUUAGGCGUGGUCAGCGAGUCGGUGUACAGGAAGGGACUCGUCACCAUGACACCUGAAGCUGGAUACCGGACCAUAUGGCUGAGAAACGGAAAUGAAUACAAAGCCCUUGCCAGCCCGUCGGUUCCUCUCCGUCUGACGUCUGGUCCUCAGAAGGUGGGGGUGUUUGUGGACUAUGAGGAGGGUGUGGUCUCCUUUUAUGACGUAGAAGCUGCAGCUCUCAUCUACUCCUUCACUGGCGGCUCCUUCGCUGAGAAGCUCCUCCCGUUCUUCAGUCCCUGCAGGAACGACAGUGGUCAGAACGCCGCCCCUCUGAUCAUCUCUCCCGUUAAUCAAAAGGUCUGAUCUUUAUUUUAUGAUCAGCCGUUGAAUGAACAGUGAAAAAUCAUAUUAAAUAAUCCUCUUAUACUUUGUCCAGAAGGUUGAUUUAUACUAUAAUACAGAAACUAAUGCCGACACUGUGAUUUGAUUAGAGACAUAAAAACUAAACAAUCACAGGUGGAUGAAGAUCCUCACGUAUGGCAUCAAAUGUGCAUAUUCUUCAUUAUUCUGUCACCCAAUGAGUCACCAGAUAAACAGGAAGAGUUUCACUGACAAAAGUUUGGAUUUGUUUGAUGGUUUUGCUUCUUAAAGACAAAUGUAUGAAUGUAGUGAUGAGUAAUGUUGCUUUUAAAUCACUGGGCUUUUGAUAUAAUUGCACCGUUCAUUUUAAUUAUCAUAUCGUUGGCUUUUACUUUCUUUCAUUAUUUCCCUUUUAAAUGUUUUACAUAAAGCAGUUUGGACGGCCGUUCGUUUUGUGUUUGAAUAAUAAAAUCACCAGAUUAUUUUGGUUUUAAAAGGCUUCACUCACAAGUCCUUGACGGAUUAUUUUAAACACGUGAUUUAGCUCUUUCCUAAAAGUCAGAGCAGGUUGAUGUACAUCACGUCAGUGACUAAAACAGAGGCUGUAAAGAGAAUAAAAACCUGUUUUGUGAUGAUU
Molecule: messenger RNA, 2793 nt
Organism: Gasterosteus aculeatus aculeatus (three-spined stickleback)
Lineage: Eukaryota; Metazoa; Chordata; Actinopteri; Perciformes; Gasterosteidae
Source: RefSeq, a predicted model, not a curated record